GUCACGGUUCUAGCGGUUGACUUUCACCUGUGCUGUCAACAGCCUCACUUCUGCCGUGAGGCGUUCGGAUUGGAUUAUCAUGCUCGUAGCACCAGACGCGUUGAGCAGCAUUCUGGGAUGGAUGUCUGUAGCAUGUUGGAUUGUAGUGUAUUCUCCUCAACUAGUCGAAAAUUACCAGCUACAGUCAGGCGAAGGACUAAGUGUGCUUUUCGUUCUGAUCUGGUUGGCAGGAGAUCUUUCCAAUCUAUUUGGAGCAAUAUUCGCAGGACUACUACCCACAGUCAAGAUCCUCGCUACCUAUUACAUGGCAUGCGAUUGCACACUGUUGUCCCAGAUAUACUAUUACCGCUGGAAAAGGUCCAGGAAGCCCGCUGUUCCUCCGCUAGUGCCGGGUGGUGCAGUUCCACAGGGUGAAGUUUCGGAGGAGACUCCUCUGAUUGCUGCGAUUGCUGCGGAUGUGUCCGCGCACCCCCACCCUCACCGUGGCCCUAUGGUAGUAGAGUUUGCAAAGUACGCCGGCGCUGUAAUUUUCGUUUUAACAACCGGUCUCGUGGCGUGGGCAGUAGAUGAACAUAUUAACGGAGGCACGCCUCGACAUAUUCCCGAAGAAGCUAUUGAGUGGAAGGGACAAUUGCUUGGCUGGAUCAGUGCCGUACUGUUCCUCGGGGCGCGGGUUCCUCAAAUCCGGAAAAACUUGUACACAAGGUGCGAGGGUUUAUCACCUGCGCUAUUCAUUUUCUCCAUUAUGGGGAAUACGACAUAUGGACUGUCUAUUUUGGCUGUUUCAUUAUCAGCACGCCAUCUCGCAGCCAAUGCGGCCUGGCUCGCAGGGAGCGGUUUGACAAUCUUCUUAGACCUUUUCGUGCUAUUCCAAUUCUUCUACUUCCAGACAAUAGAUCGUCAAUCAACUCUUUUGGGGCAGUCAUUGUAGAGAAGUCAUCGGCUUGCCAGCCGAGUCAAAUCGGAUAUAGUGGAUGCCACCUAAUGCAGACGGAGGUCACGACCGCCAAUGUAUAUGUAUUCUGUACGGAACAGAUUAAUGUAGACACUAUGUAUCCGAGGGAACGGAUCCUUUGUGUAUGUUCUGAUGAAAAGUCAAAUGCUAGACGACGAAUC
Somion occarium is the source of this 1116-nucleotide messenger RNA. The record is from the annotation of a GenBank genome assembly. Lineage: Eukaryota; Fungi; Basidiomycota; Agaricomycetes; Polyporales; Cerrenaceae.